Drosophila guanche is the source of this 6158-nucleotide messenger RNA. It is a transcript of the gene Ac13E, whose product is annotated as adenylate cyclase type 9. The record is from RefSeq and is a predicted model, not a curated record. NCBI's taxonomy places the organism in Eukaryota, Metazoa, Arthropoda, Insecta, Diptera, Drosophilidae. The transcript is spliced from 6 exons. Bases 481 to 5628 code for a protein of 1715 amino acids. Gene Ontology annotation, molecular function: adenylate cyclase activity. Gene Ontology annotation, biological process: adenylate cyclase-activating G protein-coupled receptor signaling pathway; cyclic nucleotide biosynthetic process; intracellular signal transduction.
UUUGUUGUGUGACCUUUUUUUUGUUGUGCUUUGAUUGGUGACCAGCAGAGAUACAUAGUAAACAAACACACAAAAGAGAGAAGAUACCCGUGUACACUCAAAGCAAUGGGCUGCCUUCUAUGAGGCCUGAGCAGCGCAACAAACGCUGCUAGCUGCUGCAGCACUCGUACACGUACACGUACUCGGCCUGCCACUUGUUGCAUGCAGCACUCAUGAUGCAACAGGAGGAGCAGCCACAGCAGCCACAGCAGCCACAACGAACUCGAUUCAAGUCUGCAGCUUGCCACUCAUACGCCAUGUGGGCGAGGGGCGUCAAUCGGAGGAUGUUGCAACAGCAGAUAGCCAGAACAACAGACGCAACAGCCACAUUAGCCCACGGCCAAGGCUAGGCCAAGGGCCACAACACACAAAGCAGCAACAAGAGAACAAUUCAAAAAGUUGAACAAUCUUCGUUGAACUUAACGAAAAAGCAACGCAAAAAUGUCUGAGUCACGCCGCCAGUCGGUGAACUUACGGGCCAUGCCCCCGGGCGUGCUAGUCAACGAUAGCCGUGCCAAUUCCACCGAUGACAUACAAAUCGCACUGGCACCACACAUCCAAACGUAUCUGAGCCAGACCGGUCGCCGGCACUCGUGCUGCAGCGUCAUGCUGCCGGUGGCCUUCGAGCGUGCCGCCGCCAAGUCCUGGCUGGAUCCGAAAUUCGACUCACCCGUGCUCGAGGAGCAGUACCAGGCCAGUGUCUUUCCACAUGUGCGCAUGAGAUACAGGUUCACGCUGUCGUACAUUCUGCUCUGCUCGCUGGCUUGGUGCCUGUACUUUGUGGUGGAUGGCGGCUCGGAGGACUUCUGGCGACCCAUCUCCAGCUCGUUCUCAAUGCUCUCGCUGAUCACGAUCAUGGCGCUGUGCUUCACACACUGGGACCUCUACAGGGAGCAUCGCACACUGACCUCGGCGGUGACGGCGCUGCUGCUGUGCGGCGCCUCCUUGGCCUUCCUCACGUACACGGGGCGGGCCUUCAGUCCGCUGGGCCACUUUGCCAUCUGCCUGGAGAUUGUGCUGCUGAUCUACACGGCGCUGCCCAUGCCGCUGUGGGUGGGCGCGGUGAUUGCCAUCUCGUACUCGAUCGCCUUCGAGCUGGUGUCCCACAUGGUCAUCGGGUGCAGCGCCAUCCAUGGGGGGGCGGUGGAUCCCAGCGGCGAUCCCAGCCACAAGAUACUCAUACUGCGGAUCAUGGCACACCUGAGUGUCCACCUGGUGGGUGUCCAUGUGCUGGUCAUGAAUCUCGUGCGCAUGCGCGGCACCUUCAUGAAGGUCGGACAGAAUCUGCUGGUGCGCCGCCAGCUGGAGAUGGAGAAGCAGCUGAAGGAGAAGAUGAUACACUCGGUGAUGCCGCCAAAGGUGGCGGACAUGCUGCUCAAUGAGGGCGGCAGCGCUGGCCUGGACUCUGGCCUGCCGCCGGAGUCCCACUACAUGCGGCCGCGCGCCUCCAACGAUGUGAAGUCCCUGUUCCGGCCCUUCCACAUGCACAGCAUGGAGAACGUGAGCAUCCUGUUCGCGGACAUUGUCGGCUUCACUCGCAUGUCCUCCACCAAGACGGCCGAGCAGCUGGUCGAGAUUCUCAACGAUCUGUUCGAGCGCUUCGACGACCUGUGCUCCCUCAGCGGCUGCGAGAAAAUCUCGACCCUGGGCGACUGCUACUACUGCGUCUCCGGCUGCCCCGAGCCGCGUGCCGAUCAUGCCAUCUGCUGCGUCGAAAUGGGCCUCGGCAUGAUCGAUGCCAUGCGCUGCUUCGACGCCCAGCGCCACGAGGGCGUCAAGAUGCGCGUCGGCGUCCACACGGGCACCGUUCUCUGCGGCAUUGUGGGCACGCGACGCGUCAAGUUCGAUGUGUGGAGCAAUGACGUCAGUCUGGCCAACAAAAUGGAAUCCUCGGGCAAGCCGGAGCAGGUGCACAUCUCACAGGAGACAUCGAGCUUCCUGGGCGACAACUACUACCUGGAGGAGGGCGAGGAGGUCUUCGGUGAGUCUCUCCUUCACUUGGCCGGCGCUCGCCUCCCCGCCCCCCGCCGCCCGCCCGCCACCGGCGCAGACCCCGGGCCCCCGCCCCUCCGCCCNGCGAAUGCCAUUGGCGGCAGCUCCCUGCUGCUGCCCGGCGGCCAUGGCGGCUCCCUGUCGCAGAGUGCGACCAACAUUUCGGCAGUGCAGCCGCAGGUGCCGCCCGCGUCGCCGGUGGGGCAGCUCUCCAACUCGCUGAACCCCUCGCCCGUGCUCUCCAUACGUCCGCGGCUGACCUCGCUGAGCAUGAAGCUGCGCAAGAAGUCGCAGAGCCAGAGCCAGAGCCAGAGCCGAGAGCGGGACAUUGAGCGGGGCAUUGGCAUCAUGCAUUCGGCGGCCAGCGGCAUACCGCCCGUGGUGGUGGUGCGGCAACGACCGAAGAUAAUCAUCACCACAAAGUCCCUGCCCGGCAGCCUCGACUCCGAUGAGCAGCCAGCCUCGCCGACGACUCCGCCACCGCCACCGCCACCGCCGCCUCCACCGCCUCCGCCGCCGCCGCUGGCCAGGAGCCGUCUGUUGGCGGUGUGGAAGGUGCCGCGCUUCCUCAAGCGCUUCGAGGCGCUGGCCACUCGCGCCACUCAAAGUCAGCCAGAGAAGGAGCAGGAGGAUGCCCAUGGCCAUCUGCAGCCCGAGGAGACGUUGGCCUUCAUGGAAGCCACGCCACAGAAUGGGAAUGGCGUGUACCAGCAGCUGCCGAUACUCGUGGAGUCCUGCAGCGGCAGUCGGCUGGGCAACCAGACCUUGGACAUACCGAGCGCAACGCGGCCCAUGCUGCAUCACGCGGCAACCUCCACGGCGCUGGCCAGCAGCGUGCUGCGCUCCCCCGAAGGAUACUCAGCGGCAGCGGCAGGCACCAGCGGUGGGGCAGGCGGCUGCUGCUCGCCCGGACAGUACUCCAUGUACGACGACAUCAUCGAUGUGCGCUCCUACAUCAGUCAGUCGCGCAGCGACAUCUCCCCCUUCGGCCGCUCCGGCAGCUAUCGGAGUCAGUGCGGCAGGCAGUCCGCCAGCGGCGGAGGAGCAGCUGUGCUGCCCGUGGAGCAGUCGCCGCUGCCAAGGCCCCGCGCGAACACACUGUCCACGGGCAGGCCGCCAGUCGAGCCGAGCAGCUCCAGCACCAGUGCCAAUGUCCAGCCCAGUCCCUGCUGCCUGCCUGCCCCACCAGCAGGAGGUGGAGGUGGAGGCGGUGGCCACUCGCGCAACUCAAGCAUCUGCCCAUCGGCCACAUCCCGCAAGGACUCGGGCAUCAAGAGCAACUCGCGGCGAUCCUCCAUUCAGCAGCAGAUCUACGCGCUCAACCAGUCGGCCAUCAGUCAGCACCGCGUCUCCGGCUACUUCACCAGCUCCACCUCGAGCAUCUCGAAUCUGAAUGACAUGCAGGGCCUGCCCCUGCCCAUGCCCCUGCCGCUGGGCAUUGGCCUGCCGUUGCCCAUGGUGGUGUCGCAGUCACAGCCACCGCUGCCGCUGCCACUGCCACUGCCACUCCCUCUGCCGCUGCCGCUGCCGCUGCUCAUGCAGCCGUGCUCCUCGCAGAUGAUGGGCGAUCCGCUGGCCGCCUGCCUGCAGCAACUGCGCAAGCAAUCGGAUCUGCAGCUCAUUCGCUGCGUGCGGGACAAUGCCCGAUCCCAGCGGAGCUACCUCGUGAAGCCGCCGCUGCGUGGCUUCAGCUUGUACUUCAAGUCCCGCCAGCUGGAGCGGGACUUUCGCUCCAAGGCGCACCGCUUCGGGGCGGAGAACGAGACGGAGGGGCCGCCCACCCUGGCCACGCCCAGGUACAACACAUACAUAGACAUCUUUGUGGGCAUUGCCGUGUACCUGUGCAUCUCGGUGUCGCUCUUCCUGAUGACCCAGAACACGGUGACGCCGAGCUUCCGCCUGUGGGUGACGCUCUUCUCCUGCUUCACGGCCAUCCAGGUGUUCGCCUUGUUCCUGUUCACGCGGCAAAUGUGCCGUCGCCACGGCACAGGGCGUGCCAACAGCAGCAGCAGCAGGUCCCGCCUGCGCACCAAGUCCACCGCCAGCGAGGCAGCCGAAGGACACAAGGAACAGGAUGGAGAGGGAGAUGCAGAUGGAGAUGGCGAUGCAGACAUUGAAGGUGGCCGGAGGACGGGUCCGCAGUUCCGUUCGUGUGCGGAUCGCAUAUUCGAGGCGAUCUCCAGCUGGUAUCCGUGGCACAUCUGCCUCGCGGUGCUCAUGGCCAUGCCCGUGCUCCUCAUCAUUGCCAACUUCCUGCUGCUGGACCUCGAGCAGCUGGAGGCCUUCGAGUACCAUUACGGAUUCCUCAUCUUCGUGUGCAUUGUGCACUUUUGCAACUUCACGCAACUCAACUGCUGGGUGCGCAACAUUCUGGCAUUCAUGGCCGCGCUCUGCUUCAUUGGCAUUGCCGUCUCCCAGCUGAUGGUCUACUCGAGCCGCAGCGACCAGGCAGAGUCCGAGGAGGAGCAGGAGCGGGAGCGGGAACAGAGCAGCUCCUCGUACAUCUUUGAGGAGAUCAAAUGGUUCCACGACUAUCACGUGGAAAUCUAUCUGGAUCUGCUGCUCAUUCUGGUGCUGGUCUGGUUUCUCAAUCGCGAGUUCGAGAUCGGCUAUCGGCUGACGUUCUACGGCAAUGCGGUGGCCAAUCAGGACAAGGUCCGUGUCCAGAACAUGAAGAACCAGGCGGACAUGCUGCUGCACAACAUCAUACCCAAGCAUGUGGCGGAGCAUCUGAAGAACACGGCCAAGUACUCGGAGAAUCAUCACAACAUUGCCAUCAUCUUUGCCUCCAUUGUCAACUUCAAUGAGAUGUACGACGAGAGCUAUCUCGGCGGCAAGGAGUUCCUGCGCGUUCUCAACGAGCUCAUCGGGGACUUUGACGAGCUGCUGUCCCGCCCGGAGUUCCGUUCCGUGGAGAAAAUCAAAACGAUUGGCUCCACGUUCAUGGCAGCCAGCGGGCUGGAUCCCUCCCAUCGUGGCACUGGCGACGAGCACAUUCACACCCUCAUGGAGUUCUCCAUUGCCAUGCAGGAGGUGGUGGAUGCCUUCAACAAGGAUCUGCUUGAGUUCAAUCUCAUUCUGCGCAUUGGCAUGAACAUUGGCGAUGUCACGGCGGGCGUCAUAGGCACCAGCAAGCUCUACUAUGACAUCUGGGGCGAUGCCGUCAAUGUGGCCUCGCGCAUGGACUCCACGGGUCUGCCCAAUCGCAUCCAGGUGGGCAAGGACUGUCUGCCCUUUCUCACCGCUCGCUACGACUUUGAGCCGCGCGGCAGUGUCUAUGUCAAGGGCAAGGAUCACAUGGAAGUCUUUCUCUACACAGAUCGACGCUCGGAUUGUCUGUCAGCGAAGCAGGAAGCAGUAACAGAGCCAGAGCCAGUGGAGGAGCAACAGCAACAGGUUGAAGCUGCUCCAGAUGAUGAGGAUGAGGAAGAGUUUCAUUCGAGCGAGACCACAACACUCUUCAAGUCACAGGAGUCCGUGCAGGCGAAUGGCGGCAACUACUUGACGACAACGGCCACAAUUGCGACGCAGCCAGCCAGCGACACAGUCAGUGGAGCCUUAGGACACAGCCUCGCCGCGGACAACUCUUGGCAGUGAGCGGCCCUGGGGAAAUGGUUUCAAAAUUGCAUUUAAUGGAUCUACAAGGAGGAGCAGCUUGAUCGGAGGGGGGGGGACUCUUAUGAAGUACGUGGGUUGGGGGAGCGACAGAAGGACAAACCAUGGAUUUUUUGUGAUAUGUAAGCUAAAAAGAAUAUGAAUUAUGAAUAGAUAGACGCGAUGGAAUCGGAUAAGGGUUAAAUGCUCCAUUGAUUGAUUGAUUGAUGGCUCGCUUGAUUGAUUAUUGUUAUACAGUUUAUGUUUUAGGCGCCGCCCACUGGCAGGCGGAGGCAUUUCGUCCCCCUCCCCACUUGGAAUGUUCCAUUUAAAUGUAUUAGCAAGUUGUUUAGCUGUAGCCCCCCUAUAUAUAAUGUAAAUGUGUAAAUAUGUGUCUGCUCCUUGCCCCACACCCUGCCGCCUGUAAAUUAUUUUAUUUUUUAUUUUUUUUUAUUUUUUUUUUUUGUCGCCUAGCAUAAUUACCGCUUGCUGGUGCAAGGAGCAGCUCUAAUGUAAGCAAAACUAAUCUGAAA